Messenger RNA from Ceutorhynchus assimilis (cabbage seed weevil), 1014 nucleotides. The record is from the annotation of a GenBank genome assembly. Lineage: Eukaryota; Metazoa; Arthropoda; Insecta; Coleoptera; Curculionidae.
CAAUGGGAGGAAAAAUACAGCAAAAACAGGUGUGAGGUCAGGUGACCAUUACUAAGGUAGAGGCUGUAGAAAGCCACCAGCUCACAUUCCUUUUGAGUAUCAGAAUAUAAAAGUUGGACUGUUCCUAAAACGUUUUUAGGCGGCAAGCUUUUUUUUGAAAAACAACCCAAUCUCUCUACCAGUAGGUAACAAUAUAUGAAUGAAAAUUGAUUUAAAUUUUUGUUUUUUUAUUUUCACUCUUGCAUAGGGUAUGGAAGUUUGGCGGAAAUUCUACAGCGUCGAAAACAGUCAACUCUCUUCGUACACUUCCACGGCAGCUUUCAUGAGAUACAGAGCUUUACCAAUGGCUUUAAGAGAUCGUAUAUAUCUUUUCAUGGAUUUCAAAUAUCAAGGGAAUUUUUAUAAGGAAUCGAUUCUCAAAAAAAUGCUUUCAUUUGCAUUGAGACAAGAAAUUCUUUUUACAAUAUCAGAAGAAGGCAUGGGAAACGUGAGAUUGUUCAAAAAAUGUCCGGACGAAGCUCUUAAUAAAAUUCGAAGAUGUUUAGUAUCUCAGAUAUUUUUACCAGGAGAUGUUAUUAUCAAGGAAGGUACCGAAGGUAACUGCAUGUUUUUUAUUUUGGCUGGAACAGUUGCAGUAACUGCCGCAAACAAGAAAACUUUGUGUUAUUUGAAGGAUGGAGCACAUUUUGGAGAAAUCGCUUUGGUGAUAAAUAUUCCCAGGGUUGCAAAUGUUGUCGCGAUUACCCCCUGUGAACUCUUCAGGCUCGAAAAGACUCAUUUUACCAACGUGAUGAGACUCUACCCUAAAAUACUAAGGCAAAUCAGGAAUGACGCCAAUGAAAGGAUUGCGAAGACCAGCGAAAGCCUUUUGGACGCCGAUAAGCUUUUCAAAACUUCUAUUAGACGUAAGAGAGUGUUUUACUGUUUUAAUGAAUAGAAUUGUAUUUUUUUAAAUUUUUUUUUAUAUCCACUGCUGUCAUGUUUAAACUGCAAUAGUUUAAAAAUGCAUAGUUC